CCUUCUGACCCUGUCCUCUGGAUCCAAAACGUACAUGAACACAACAAUGGCUGCUACGCAGAGUGCAGAGAGUGUGGAGAGCAAAUUACUCCGUGAGUCACGAGGCACACUCCAUGACCUGAUCAGUGGAAGCAUUAUUAACUUAUCUGUCAAAGCAACCUCGGCUAAUCUGCUGACAAAAGAGGAGCAGGAGAAAUGUAGUCACAUGACUUUAACCGGUGGUGAACAAGCAAAUCAAUUUAUGCGAUACAUAUCGAACAAAGUGAGCAGUGAUCCGUCAACUCUCGAAGUGUUCAUUGAAAAAGUUCUUGGCAAAGAAGGAACAUUUCAAAAGUUUGCCCAAGAGUUGUUGGCCAAACUCAACAAUGCGAAAGCAAAGGAAGAACAUCUCACAGCUCCAGUCCAGGAAACUGGUGCUACUGAAACUGGUGUUACUGAAACUGGGGAACAGGAUGAAAGUGGAUCAGGUUUCACAGAAUCAAUGGAUAAAAAUGCUCUCACUGUCUGGCUAAGGAGUAAGAGUAUAUCCCAAAGCGACGCAGAUAUACUACGAGAGCAGGAAGUAUCUGGCGAUUGUUUUAUGGACCUCAGUGAUGGUGAAACAGUGAUGGUGAAAUGA
Molecule: messenger RNA, 619 nt
Organism: Halichondria panicea
Lineage: Eukaryota; Metazoa; Porifera; Demospongiae; Suberitida; Halichondriidae
Exons: 4
Coding region: 35-619 (194 amino acids)
Source: RefSeq, a predicted model, not a curated record